Kockovaella imperatae is the source of this 819-nucleotide messenger RNA. RefSeq lists its product as hypothetical. The transcript is spliced from 4 exons. Bases 67 to 816 code for a protein of 249 amino acids. Gene Ontology annotation, biological process: maturation of SSU-rRNA from tricistronic rRNA transcript (SSU-rRNA, 5.8S rRNA, LSU-rRNA). The record is from RefSeq and is a predicted model, not a curated record. Gene Ontology annotation, cellular component: preribosome, small subunit precursor; nucleolus. Lineage: Eukaryota; Fungi; Basidiomycota; Tremellomycetes; Tremellales; Cuniculitremaceae.
UCUUUUCUUUUAUUUUUGAGUUUUCUUGGAAAAAGUUUUGAUUUCGUUGUUUUCAACCUACACACCAUGGCCCCGCACCGACAUCACAAAUCACGAGCAGAAGAGCCUCAAGCCGGUCCUUCAAGACCUAGACCGAAGCCUUUGGAGCAACGGGAUGGCUCAGGAGUGCCUGGGCUAUCCAAGCUCAAAGCGUCUAUCCGGCAAACCAAGCGGCUCCUGGCAAAGGAUACGCUUGAACCUGGUUUCAAGAUCGCAACGCAGAGAAGGCUGGCCAGUUUGCAAGCGGAUCUAGCCAAAGCCGAGCUGAGAGAGGUGGAGAAGAAGAAUGGCGGAAAGUAUCAUAUGGUCAAAUUCUUUGAACGUCAAAAAGCGACGAGGUUGAUCAAAAAGUACAAACGGUUGUUGCAGAACGAGUCAGAGGAGGAGAGAAGGGCUCAAUUGGAGCAAGAACUGGAGGAGUGUAGAGUCAUGUUGAAUUAUGUGCUACAUUAUCCAUACGAUCAAAAGUACAUCUCCCUCUUUCCUCCUCAGGCCGAACCACAAGACAAGCUCGUCUUACCUAUGCUCUUUCCGUCAGAUCCUAAUUUUGACAGCAUGGAGAAGGGAGAUCGCAAGCGGCUCCAAAUACUGCUGAAGACGAGAGACAUGAUGAGGGCUGGAGAGCUCAGUUUAGAGCCGGAGAAUGAAAAGCAAAAGCGAGCCGGGGGCGUCACUAUCGCAGAAGACAGGCAGGAUAAAGAAGCGAGAGCAACGAAACGGGUCGAACUAGAAACGAAACGUGACGAGACAGGUGACGACUUUUUCGAGCAAGAAUAGAAA